GGUGCGCUGUAAUUCAAAAUGGCGUCUAGAAACAUGUGCAUUGGGAUGUUUUGUUAGCGAAUUAACUUAAAUUUUAUACGAAUUUAGCAAUUUUUAUAAUUAAAUCAUGGAUUAUUCUAAUAUCAGCCGCGAAGAACUUUGUAAACCCGUAAAGGAAUUAAAAGAUAAGUGGAAAUUGUUACCUGCUUUCCUCCAAGUUAAAGGUUUAGUGAAGCAACACAUCGAUUCCUUCAAUUAUUUCGUUAAUGUGGAAAUUAAAAAGAUAAUGAAGGCCAACGAGAAGGUAACAAGUGAAUGUGAUCCACUUUUUUAUUUAAAAUACACAAAUAUAUACGUUGGAACUCCUGAGAUAGAAGAAGGAUUACAGAUUACCAAAGCUACAAAUCCACAUGAGUGUCGUUUGAGAGAUUUAACAUAUUCUGCACCAAUUACUGUCGAUAUUGAGUAUACCAGAGGUCAACAGAGAGUUGUGAGGAAUUCAGUCACAAUAGGAAGAAUGCCUAUAAUGCUUAGGAGUUCAAAAUGUGUUCUUACUGGAAAAUCUCCCGCAGAGUUGGCAAAAUUAAAUGAAUGCCCUUAUGAUCCUGGCGGUUACUUCAUUGUGAAUGGAGCUGAGAAAGUUAUUCUACUUCAAGAGCAGCUUUCCAAAAAUAGAAUGAUAGUGGAAGAGGAUCGCAAAGGAGGAAUUACCUGCCAAGUCACCAGUUCGACUCACGAGAGGAAAAGUAGGACGAACAUCACCGUGAAGAAAGGAAAUUAUUAUUUAAAGCAUAACAGUUUUACAGAUGAUAUACCGAUUGCUAUUGUAUUUAAGGCUAUGGGUAUAGAGAGCGAUCAGGAGAUAGUUCAGAUGAUCGGUACCGAUGAUCACGUUUUGUCGGCAUUUGCGUCGUCCUUAGAAGAGUGCCAUCAGGCUCAAGUGUAUAGCCAGAUGCAAGCAUUGAGAUUUAUGGGUGGAAAAGUUAGACAAAGAAAGAUGUUUGGAGGUGCUAAAAAAUCUGUCGUCGAAGAAGCACGCGAUCUUCUAGCUACUACGAUCCUUGCUCAUGUGCCUGUUGAACAAUUUAAUUUUAAGUUGAAGGCUCUUUAUAUGGCAUUAAUGAUAAGAAGAGUAAUACAGGCUCAGCAAAACACAAAGUUAAUUGAUGACAGAGAUUAUUAUGGAAAUAAACGAGUUGAACUGGCUGGAAGUUUACUAGCUUUGUUAUUCGAAGAUGUUUUCAAAAGAUUGAAUGGUGAUAUAAAAGCUAUAGCAGAUAAAAAUAUUCCAAAAGUGAAAGCUUCAAUAUUCGAUGUUUUUAAAUAUAUGAGACAAGAUUUGAUAACUAAUGGUUUAGUGACUGCGAUAUCCACUGGAAAUUGGACCGUUAAACGUUUUAAGAUGGAAAGAAUUGGUGUUACACAAGUGUUAUCUCGUCUAUCAUACAUAUCUUGUUUGGGAAUGAUGACUAGGAUCAACAGUCAGUUUGAAAAAACCAGAAAAGUUUCUGGUCCCAGAUCUCUACAACCAUCUCAAUGGGGAAUGCUUUGCCCUUCAGAUACACCUGAAGGAGAAUCUUGUGGUCUAGUUAAAAAUUUGGCACUUAUGACUCAUAUUACAACUGAUUUAGAAGAAGGACCUAUUUGUAAAUUAGCCUUUAAUUUAGGUGUUGAAGAUAUACAUUUACUAAAUGGAGAGGAACUUAGUAAUCGUAAUGUGUAUAUGGUAUUUGUGAACGGUAAUAUUCUCGGAGUCGUUAGAGAACAUAAGAGACUCGUUCAUACUUUCAGAAUGCUUAGAAGAGCCGGUUAUAUUAAUGAGUUUGUAUCUAUAUUUCCUAAUCAUACCCAUCGCUGUAUAUAUAUAGCAUCUGAUGGUGGAAGAAUGUGUAGACCGUAUAUAAUAGUGAAGAAUGGCAAACCUAAAGUACUUCAAAGACAUUUAGAAGAGUUGAAUCAGGGACUUAGAUUCUUUGAAGAUUUUCUGCGGGAAGGACUUGUCGAAUAUUUAGAUGUCAAUGAAGAAAAUGAUAGUAAUAUUGCACUUUAUGAGUCUGAUAUAAAUGAAAAUACAACUCACUUAGAAAUCGAACCAUUUACAUUACUAGGUGUCUGUGCCGGAUUAAUACCGUAUCCUCAUCAUAAUCAGUCACCACGUAACACUUAUCAGUGUGCUAUGGGUAAGCAAGCCAUGGGAACUAUUGCUUUGAAUCAAAGAAAUCGUAUUGAUACAUUGCUUUAUUUGUUGGUUUAUCCCCAAAAACCAAUGGUAAAAUCUAGAACAAUUGAAAUUAUUAAUUUUGAAAGUCUUCCAGCAGGUCAAAAUGCAACUGUUGCUGUGAUGAGUUACAGUGGUUAUGAUAUAGAAGAUGCUUUAAUUAUGAACAAGGCAUCGAUUGAUAGAGGAUUUGGUCGUUGCCUUGUAUAUAGAAAUCAAAAGUGUCUCAUAAGGAGAUACUCAAAUGCAACACACGAUCGAAUUUUGGGUCCAAUUGUCGAUGGCACAACUGGUAAACCCAUUUGGAAACACGAAGUGUUAGAUGCAGAUGGGAUAGCCGCUCCUGGUGAAAGAGUAGAAAAUCGGCAAGUUCUCAUAAACAGAUCAAUGCCAUCUGUCACUUCAAAUCCUAUUCAAGCCACACCAAACUUGAUGCAACAACCCGAAUUCCGAGAGGUGCCAUUAAGUUAUAAAGGUUUAGUUUCAUCGUCAGUAGAGAAAGUAAUGAUUUCGACUAAUAGUGACGAAUCUUACCUAAUUAAAAUGUUGCUCCGUCAAACUAGAAGACCAGAAAUAGGUGACAAAUUCAGUAGUAGGCAUGGACAGAAAGGUGUUAUAGGGCUGAUCGUUCAGCAAGAAGACAUGCCUUUUAACGAUAACGGAAUCUGUCCCGACAUGAUUAUGAAUCCUCAUGGUUUCCCAUCAAGAAUGACUGUUGGGAAAUUAAUAGAAUUGUUAGCCGGUAAAGCAGGUGUAUUAGAAGGGAAGUUUCACUACGGUACUGCAUUUGGAGGAAGCAAAGUUGAAGACGUGAGCCAAGAACUUAUAAAAAAUGGCUUUAAUUAUUUGGGGAAAGAUUGCCUAACAUCAGGAAUUACAGGAGAACCUUUAACAGCAUACAUUUAUUUCGGUCCAGUAUUUUAUCAGAAACUGAAACACAUGGUUUUGGAUAAGGUCCACGCGCGUGCUCGUGGUCCAAGAGCCGUGUUGACCAGGCAACCGACCGAAGGAAGAUCCAGGGAAGGCGGUCUGCGUCUGGGUGAAAUGGAACGCGACUGUCUGAUCGGCCACGGAGCCAGCAUGUUACUGUUAGAGAGACUUAUGUUAUCUAGCGACGCCUUCGACGUUGAUGUCUGCAACAAUUGCGGACUGCUCGGUUAUUCCGGGUGGUGCCACUACUGCCGUUCCUCACGUCACGUUGCUUCCAUAAGGAUUCCUUACGCAUGCAAGUUACUGUUUCAGGAAUUACAAUCUAUGAAUGUUAUUCCGCGAAUUAAGUUGUCCAGAUAUUUUGAGUGACCAAAAUUUCUGAUUAAAUGUAAAAUUUGGAGUA
Messenger RNA from Centruroides sculpturatus (bark scorpion), 3530 nucleotides. It is a transcript of the gene RpIII128, whose product is annotated as DNA-directed RNA polymerase III subunit RPC2-like. The record is from RefSeq and is a predicted model, not a curated record. The transcript has a single exon. Gene Ontology annotation, biological process: DNA-templated transcription. The coding region runs from base 107 to 3496 and encodes 1129 amino acids. Lineage: Eukaryota; Metazoa; Arthropoda; Arachnida; Scorpiones; Buthidae. Gene Ontology annotation, molecular function: DNA-directed RNA polymerase activity; ribonucleoside binding; DNA binding. Gene Ontology annotation, cellular component: RNA polymerase III complex.